This is a messenger RNA of Xyrichtys novacula (pearly razorfish), 11781 nucleotides long. The record is from the annotation of a GenBank genome assembly. NCBI's taxonomy places the organism in Eukaryota, Metazoa, Chordata, Actinopteri, Labriformes, Labridae.
AUGACCUCUCCUGCUGGGAUAGCUCCUGUGUAUUUCUUUGACCAGGUAAGUCAAAUAUCAAUUAUGCUGAGUGGCAAGAACGAAAUGAGAAGACUUAAAAACUUUUAUUUCUGCUCUGCAGCCGACGAACCGAAGCAAAACGACUGGAAUACGACGCGAUAUUCUUUAUUUGGAAAUGUCAAAUGACACUGCGCAACUUGAGGAGAGAACACAGAGGUAAUUACUUUUCUACGGAAGAGCUGAAAGGACAUAAGUGAGUCCAUGCAACUUAUGAAGAAUACACAGUUUUUCAUGUUUAUAGUUCUUUUUUCUUUUCUUUUUUUUUUUUACCUGGUUUUCUGAAAAUCACACUGCGUUAAUUGCUGAAAGCCAGCAGUAAGGAUUUGAACCCUCAACCCUCUUGCUUUGAGGCAUCAGUAUCUCAUGCCCACAACACUGUCAGCCAUUAAUGCUGGAACCUUCAUUCUCUAGUGGUCUGUCUACUUUUCAAACUUACACUUUUAUUUCAGUGUAUAUACACCCUGCAGUUGUACCUCACAGUGAAACGUAAGAUGAAUAGUACUAGGGCUGGGCGAUGUGUGAAAAAGUUUAUCACUAUAUAUUGUUUUCUUAUCAGUUGAUAUCGAUAUAUGUCACGAUAUGAAAAAUGAAAUUUAACAGUGCUUAUUGGUAGCAUGUCUUUUGCAAUACAAUAAGCUACUGCAUCUGUCUUUGUGUCUCUGACGUUUUGUCGUAAGGCAUUGCGCUAGAGAAAGUAGACUGAAUGGUCGGCUACUCCGGCUGCACAGGCGCCAUGGGCUCUUUACUCCACUCAGGGUUUGUAACCUUUUGCAUUGCACGUGCUCUGCUGCGUGGCACUGCUUCAGGUGGGGAAAAAGAUUUAAGUAUUUGCGACUUUGCAAGAACAUGUACUCGACAUAAUUUGCAGUACACAUUACUCUGCUUCCAUUCUAUACCUCCACACCACUGAUGUUUUCAUGCCAGUGUUAUCAUCUGUUGAGCCUCCAUCUGCAUUUCUGCCGGGGGUAGCAUUCAUUUUCUUUUUUUCUCACCGACAGUGCUGUCGGCUUCACGUGUUAAAGAUGUAAUGGUUGUGUGUAGCUGCAGUCUGCUGCUACACACUUGUUUGCUACUUGGUUUUUAUUCAGCACAUGAUUGGUUCAGCACAAAGUGGACCCAGAGCAACUCCACUUUUUAUUGGCUAUUAUAGUCUACCAAAACAUGGCAGAAUGCUGACUAUUGAAAAGCAUAUUGAUCAUGUUUCAUAUCGAUAUUGAGAGAAAUUAAUUUUCAAUAUAUAUCGUUAUCAUUUUAUCCCCCAGCCCUAAAUGGUACAUAUCACCGUUUAUCACAAAUUUGGCGAUCUCCUAGUCUUGACAUCCUAUCAAUGUCUAUGUACAGAUGAGCACAGCCAAAGAAAACAUACAAUGCAUCCUUCAAAGAGACAGUACCAACUGCUUUCUAAAAUGUGUUGGGAGACCCUCAUUUUACAAACAGCACAUCUCCAUCGUGCAAUUUCAGAGCACUUACAGUCAAGUCUAGCCCACUUUCUCAUCAAUAGAAAUGUUAAACCAAUCACAGUCCAUACUGUGCUUCAACCAUUACUCAGAAAUCCAUUCUACUUUCUCAUUGACAGAGAAGCCAACCCACAUUACUGAAGUUUCUUUUACUGCUACUGAGGCGGGCUUUUGUUUUUUUUGUCAUCUACUCUCAGCUAAGUCUUUUGUUUUGUUUUUUUAUCUGUCUAAUAUACAGUAUGUUCUAAUUUUUUUACGGUAGUCCAGAAAACGUGGAUAAGGACUCUAUAAGUGACCACGGGCUUCCUCAACGACUGUCACCUGAAACAUUUGAAGAUCAUAAACCUGAGACAUCUUUCAAAUUCAGAGACCACAAUGUGAUGGAGGCCUACAAGCGUGCAUCUCCUCACCUGUUAAACGAAUUAGCUCACCUUCUCUCACGAUAUAAAUGGGCUGAAGAGGGACGUCUUCCCCUGGGAAUUGUUAAUAUUUUGAAUUACUCUUGGAAAGAUCUGACUGCAGGCGUAGUUCACAUAAAGAGCCAGGUGGAGAUUGAGAAGAAAGGAAGAUUCAAGGUUCCCCCUAAACUGGAUGAGGCUCGAUCCAGUCAGACAUCUGCCAAGCACAGGGAAGAGACUGAGGGGACAAACUCCUCGGAUGUGUCUAUGAUAAAACCACAAGUUAACUUGAAUCCACACAUGAAAAAGCGCAAACAAAAUCCUAAUACAGGUAAAUGAAUCUGUUUUUUUCUCAAGUUUACACCUGAAGUGCUUGAAAAUACUGUAAAGCUAUCAAAGAGGUAUCAGAAAGAAAAUAUAAAGUCUAAAAAAAGGUGCAUGAUAGGCUACCCCUCCUUUUAAAAUAGUAGGGAUAGUAAUACUGAGGUGUGAAAUAAACAAAAUAACAGUUGUACAUUUACGCCAGAAUAUUGCCCUUAUAGAGCGGCUGAAAAGGUGCUGCUUUCAUGGUACACUCAGUCAUGCAUUCUCACUUUUCUGUAGCUCACAGCUCUACAUCCCUCCGUUUCUCCUUCCCCUCUGACAGCUGCAGAGAUCCAGGUAAGGCAUCAAGCUCAGGCUCUGUGUUUAUGGCGGCUGCUGUGUCUGCAGUUGACUGGCUCACUGCUGCAUCCCCACUGCUUCAGCUCUAUGUGAUUUGUGUCCAGGUUGGAUCAUCCAGCCAAAGCAGCCCUCCUGUGAUGAGCCUCAGCGGAGUUUGUGUCAGUGGGUGGUGGAGCGGCUCCAGGCGGCGAGAGAUCCUGAGUGGGUUGUUAACAUUUGCUGCCGCAUUUAACCUUCAGCAAAUGAGAGUCAAAUGAGGGUUACGCCGCAAAAUGUCCUCUCUGAUAAGCAGUUAGGUCCAGAGAUUGUAACGACUGUUGAUUGGUUGGUCAAGCACUUUGCACUAGACUGAAAUAUUUUAACAACCAUUUGAUGGAUUUGCAGAAAAUUUUAUAGAAUAUUAAUAGCGCCCAGAGGGUAAACUCUAAUCACAGUGAUGGAUGCUCUUUUCAUUUGGUGCCACCAUCCCAGUUGAAAUUUCCUUCAAGUGUAAACUCUUUCAUGUACUGGAAGACUCUAUAUUUUGCACUUACAUGGCCCCAUUCAGAAAAAAAGCGUAGCCCUGUUACUGCUAAAAUUGUGUGUUCUUUUAACACCAAUAUUUCCAAACACUUUACGGCAUUACAACAAGUGUAUUUAGUGCAUUGACUGUACCACUACAGAUACAUCACUCACUGGUCUUUUGACUAAAUGAAAAAUAAACCUCAAUUAAUCAGGCACCAUCAUGUGAACAUGGUGUUUCACUUAGCUAGCCAUUAGCAAGAGGGUUAGUCUGCGACACCUCCUUAUUUUUUCACACUUUCAUGACAAUUUUUUUAAACAUAAGCAAAUCUGUAUUGAAGAGGUAAUUAUCAAAGGUUAUCAUGCUUACACUCUCAUAUGCUAAGAAUGGAAUGAAAGGAAAAUACAUGAAAGCCUCAAUGCUAAACUUUCGCAUGUUAGCAUGUUGCUGUUAGCGUGGAUGUAGACUACUUUCUUGGCUUCAUGGCUUUAAGUUUAAAAAUGUACUUUUCUGUUGCACAGAAAACUUCGGACAGUUGAACAGGAGAAUCCAACUGUACAACUCUGUUACUACGGUGAUGCAAAAACUAAAGUGAAGACCACCAGAGCGAAGAAAAAAGCCCAACCUGUCGCCCAGACACCAGAAGUGAAGCAGCGGGAUCACGCUCAAAAGCUUCACUUUAAAACCAGCGAUGGCACCUCAUUCAUAUAGUAUCCUUUUAUAUCUGUUUUUAAAUAUUUUUCUAUCUGGUGUCUUUAAAGCAAAUGCAGUGGACAGCUCAUGCCUUGCCCUUUGACCCUGUCCCUUCAGCUACCCCUCAGGUUGUACAGCUGUAUGUCAGAGCCACUCAGGUCUGCCCUGUGGAGGCUUCUACACCAAUGUGUUCAGUGACAGUGAGUGUCCUCUUAUUCUGGCCACCAUCACAGCAUUUGGACAUGGCUCGGUUACCCACCCUGUCAGGUGAGUAAAAGAGGAGGCUCUGAAGAAGUCAAAGUGUUCAGCGUUCUCUGUGAUUUUGAUAAAAAGCUUCGCAAAGCUUGAAAAAUAACCAAGAUUAUCAUAUUAGCCUGAGAAAUGAAGGCUAAGGCAUGUCAAGGUUUGACUAUGGACUGAAGUCGUAAGAAAUUCAAUUCAUAAUGUUACCUUAAGAGAUUUAAGGUAUAAUGUCAUAAAAUUCAAGUCUCAGUAAAGUCAAAAAUAUAAUGAGAAUAAAGUCAUGUUGUUACGAGAAUCAAGUUGUGAUGAAGAAGCAGUUUUGUCUCACUGUGAGCAGUUAGCCGACUUUACCAAAAAGAAAAAUGAGGAGUGUCUUGAACUUAAUGUUUUGGCACCUUAGCACCACAUGGUUACAAGUAGGACUGCAAAGAGUGUGCAAAAAGUUGAGAUGUGUCUGGUUUCCCCCUUUGAAACAGUUUUACGCAGUAAACUGUUAACUUAACUAAAAGUGUUUAGUAUGAUUUUACUACUUUACUCUAGGAAGAAAGAAUAUUUAAUUUUCACUUUAUUCUUGUAAAAUGAGGAUUUUUCCAUGACUUUGUUCUUGUGAGAAAAUGACUGAGAAUUUUUUUUAAUCUUUAAACAAAAGAAAAUCUUUAAUGGGACCUAAAUGUUGCAAUCUCUUAUUUAUUCUAAUUUCAUCUCUACUUCUAUUCUCCUUAUUUCUUCAUUUAUGUUAAUGGAGUAUGUUUAAAUUGUGUUUUCUCCAGUCCUCUGACCACUCAACAGACUUUCUAUCAUGUUACAUUUACACAUUGAUGGCAGAGGCUGUUAUGUAUAGUUCAUCAGCUUUGGACUAAUUCCAUUCAUACACCACUGAGCGCAGCCAGUGGGAGGGUUGAGUCAAGUGUGUUGCCCAAGGACACUUUGGUACAUGGACAGCUUUGGGAUUGAACCUCCAACCCUCCAAUUGGGAGACAACUCACUCCAUCAACUGAGCCAUAGCCACCCAACUUCUUGUCUAUAAUUAUGUAAAUGUGACACCCUCAUAAUGUUUAGAAUAGACCUCCUCCUUUUCUGUGUUUCCAGCUCCGCAGUUACAGCCGUGUGGGACCAGGAUGGAGGGUUCAUGUGUGACCAGGAUGGAAACAUUACUAAGGAGUGGAGCUGGCUGGAGUACCGCACACUGAGGGAGAAGAUAGUAAUACAGGUAAAUCCACUGAAGCCCAUUCUAAUAACAGAUGAUCUGAUACUAAAUGUGAUGCAAGGAAUUAAUUUGAAAUCCCCAAACCAACUUGUGAUUCAAUGUUUAAAGACCUACACAACAUUUCGUCUUUUUCAUUGUCAUGCUAAGUGCUUAGAAUAAAGGUAUACCUGCUUUCGUAACAGUUAACAAUUUAGGAAUGUUCUCCCUGCAGCAUCAAUUUGGUGCGACACUUCUUUGAAGCAUUGACAGUGGGACAGUGUCCAAUCAUGCUUAAGCUCUGCAACAUGUUGCUCAGUAACAUGCCUGAGGUAACUCUCUCACAGGAAAUAUUUAGUGACAAGUUGAGUCAGAGUGAAUAAGAAUCUGGAGGCAGCUUGUCAUGCUAGAUAACUCUAAGAUGUGCAUAUGGGAAAUGCCACAUUUAGGGGAAACAAACCAGGGCAUGCAAGUUAUGACGCACAGCCUGCUGAUCAACAUACCCCCGACUGUUCCCGACAGGACCAAGAAAGGUUUUAUAACAGACAUGUAGAAGAUUUUAUGGUCACAGAGGAAGGCACAACAACUCAGGAAUGUUCAAAAUGUCAUGUUUAAUAGCCUACCCAAAGAUGUGGACCCAACAUACAGACUAAAAUGAAUUCAAUGAACAACGAGAAAAGGGCAGAGAAAAAGUACAAACAGAAAAAUGCGCUAUUGGAGUGAAAAACGUCCAACUACAAACACUGGGAAACCAGCAGAUACCACACAAGAAAACACUGGAGGAAACACAGGUUAAGGUGCAAUAAACUCAGGGAAACACAGACUGAAUACACACCGGGAAAUAAGCAACAGGUGAGACACAAGACACAGGUGAGACUAAUGACAGUGAUCGAGAGGGGGGAAAACACAGGAAGUAAAGUUCUAAAAGUGAAGUUCUACAAAACGAAACAGGAAACACUUGAAAACAAGAGUGAUAACAUGAACACAAACACAAGGUUACAAUACACAGAAAACAAGGACAAAAAUAACACAGGUACUUCUCAUAACUAAAGGUACUUUUCUCUCAUGGAAAAUGAGCCUGUAAACAUUUUCUUCUCUUUCAGGUUUCAGAUCAUAUUUCCAUCAGGCUGCUCAGUCGUGUUUCUGCCACGCUCUGCUUCAGGUGUGAUGGGGAAAGUGUUCAACUUCCUCUUUCGGCUUUACAUUACAGGAACCAACCUAAAGAAAAGGUGAGGUACUGUGAAAUAAGCGGAGUUGUGACCAAAAAUGUGGUACAUAAUGGAAAACGAUGAUGAGUGUCAUCUUCUCUGCAUCGGCAGCCGUGUUUGCAGACGAAAGAGAAGUUCAUGUCUGAUUUCGCUCAGGAUCUUCUACUGGGGACAAAGACCAAAACAUCUGCUGUGAACUUAGAAAGCGAGACGAACCUGACAUCAACACUUGUAAGACAUGAAUUUCCAUCCUUGGAUGAGGGAACUGUGAGGGAAAUAAAACCUUUUAAGAUACAAAUAGAGAUGUUUUUGUUGGAUUUCUUCAGUAGGACCAGUAAAAAUCACAGACCAACAGAGUUUAGCAGGAUUGAAUAAUUUGUGUGGAGUGUUGUACUGACAAAUAGACUUAUGUUUUCAUAUUAUUUAGCUUAUUAGGGAUCAUACAACCAAUUAAACUGCAUCCACAAUCUUUAAGGGCAGUUAAACAGUCAAACACCUUGUUGUUUCCAAGAGCUGAAGACGGAUAGCUGUGAAUGAAACCUGCUUUUUCCUCAUCCUUGCAGCUGUUAUGAUCUGGCAGCUGACACCUGUUUUUCUUUUCUUUUUUUCUUGCAUAUUUAAGUUUUGAUGCCUUAAUGUCAUUUAUAAAGCAGCUUAAAAUACCAAAUGUUGUUUAACAUCAUUUAAUCCUCCUCGUGGUAAUGUUGUAGGACAUGUUUCUACAUGCUCUUCUCUUCUCCAGGUGAUCAGGGAGGUGGAGAAGAUGGUGAAACCACCGGAACAGUGGAGAAGAGAUCUGAAGAGACUCCAGCAGAGAGUGCGCAUCAUCACAGAGGACUGGCUGGGUUAUUACUGUGAUGCCAUUGGUACAAAAAACUGAAGAAGACCUAAUCUGACCCAACGAAGCAAAAUGUUACUGUAUCUCCCCAUCUUGCAAACUCAACAUUAUUGAGCACUUCACUCAGGAUCUUGUUCACGGUCACUCAUGUCACUUGGUAUCCGUGUGCAUCCCUGAGUGACCUCCUCCUCUCCUUCAGGGAUCAAGUAUCCUGGUGUGGAGCGGAUGCCAGAUGCCCCACUGAGGACCAGGCUGAGGAGGCAGGUACAGUCAGCUGUUCUGCCCUCUCUGAACCCACCUGAGCGAGCAGAUGCUAAACAAGUCGAGCCUGAGGAUGACAGCAGAGAGUUACAAAAGCUGUACGGACAUCUGUCAGCACAGGCAGACAGACCUCAGGACACCUGCGUCAAGCUGUCAAGGUGCACACUUUACAGUGACGAAGAGGAUGUUUGACCAGAGUCCAGUGGGCCAGUCCAAACAUUUCAAUGUCAAAUCAAAUUUACCUAUCAUAAUAAGUAUCACUUAAUUAGUGUAGUGUAUUCAGUGGAUCUGGAGGAGCUUCUGCUGUCUGUGUUGGGGUUAUUUACCUUUUGGGCUUGGUGAAAGAUAACCUCUAAUAGAUCUAGCACGUAACACACUGAAGACAAAGAGUUGGAAAAAUACUUUUGUAAGCAGAGCAGUGGAUCUUUUUGUAAUGAAACUGGAUUUGGAGCAGCAAUGAAUUACAGAAAUACAAAAGUGAUUCAUAUAAAACCGCAAAAAUAGGCCAGCUAGGUCAUCAUUUUUCAGCAGAGAAGUUUACUGUACAUCCACUAUGAGUUCUCCCAGCACCAAACACAGAUUGAUUCAGCACGUUACCCCAACGUAACCCUAACCCCAUAACCCUAGCCCUAACCCCCUAACCCUAACGUUACCCCAAUGUCACCCCAACAUUACCCUAACACUUAAAUUUUUUUGACAUUUUUCCAUUUUUUUUUUGUACCAGUUGAAUCCAAAUGGUCAGAGGCGUGCUCCUAAAAAGGUCCUGGACUGUGAUUUAAACCCCUAUCCCAUAACCCUAUCCCAAAUACCCCAAGUUUUUAGCAGCCAAUGAACCUAAAUCAGCUUAAAACGUCCCAAUGUUUCUUAAAUUCAGCCGGUGAUCAGCAGGACAACUCCAAAUGACUGAUAAUGCUGCUGUCUAAGUCAUCUUGACUAAGAUAACUUCGAGCUCAGUGACUAAUAUGCUGUAGUGUGGUCACAAGAUUGUAUGAGAAGCCCCUGAAGGACAAACUUGUUUUUAGUUUGUCUUUGUAAAAAAUUAUAAUUUCAAUGAUCAUCUAGAAAUUGUUCAGAUAACGCACACAGUUAUGUGUUUCCAGCAAAUCUUUUUCUCCUUAAUGUGGCAGAAAAACUAUUCCAAAUACAGUAUAAAGAAGUAUUAUUUGAUAUAAUGAAUUAUUAAUCCAUACUUUAACUAAAUGCAUGUAGACCAAGUCCUUCUCCCGCCAUUGAUUUUUAAGACUGUCUGUAUGUCAGUAUGUCCUUAAACACAACCCUGUGAUUGAUUGUGUAAUGGUGGCAGAAACACUCUGUUUAUUGAUCAGUUUCAAGAGCCUGAGUCCUGCUGCACUUACAGCAGAUGUUUGAUGUCAUGUGUGACUUUAUAAAAGACAAUUUCACAGUUUUGACCUGUACACCAGGACACUAAAUGAGAGAGAAUCCUGAUGGCAAAGACAAGACUUCCUUAAAUUCAAGAUAAAAAUGGUAUUAACUGCAGUUUUAUAGAAACAGUUAUUUUAAAAACAUUACUUUCAUAUGACAGCUUCAUUAUCGCCCUCAUCCUGCCAGGUCAGUGAUUAUUCCACACAGUCCAGAUUUGCAGCACUGUGCUGUUCCCCAACAUCCAUCCCCACCAUCAUUCAUCCCCUCCGGCGCUCUCACAGCAUGCCCUGCUCAGCUGAGAGCUGCCCUGCAGGGAGAGGGGGGACGCAAGCGGUGCUGCUGCGGCACUGCACUGAUGCCAGCAUUGACGGACCUGGAGUAUGAUGCCUUCAUUAUGAGCCAGCCUCCUCACAGUCAACAGAUCCUGGUGGUUUCUGUUACUUUACCACAACAAACUGAUGUGGGGCACGACCAGAUGGAGCAGCUCUACAGGAGGAGGAACAAGCACAGAAUCACGCCAUGUACCCAGGUGUGAACUUUGUCUGAGAUGUAAACAUAGAAAACAACAUAAUUAAGAUUUACAGUCUGAUAAACUGUGUGCAUAUUCUUGCAGUGUAGUUAAAAUUAAUCAGAAUAUACACAUAUAUUAUUUUUUAUUUUAACCCUAGCGUCAUAAUACCGCUCUGGGCUGGCUCUAGCCAAUUCAAUCAUUUCUAACCCGAGGCAAGAUAAGAACAGGAGCCCGUCCAGCAUGUGGAGCUCAAAGCGAUCACCAAUGCCAAGAGCUGGUCCUGCAUCUUAUUUACAUCUUCUGUCUACGUGAAACUGCAGUGUUUCUCAACAGCACCAUAGAGACCCUAAACAGAAGGCGUGUUUAUUCAGGGAGGCCUAUAGAUGGAGUGCUGCCUGACAUUUCCUGAUCACAUGCCAAGAAAAAGACACAUUCUUCUGCCAGGCACCCAUAUUUCCUGUUUGCAUUCAGACUGCAACCGAAGGACACAUAUCACACCCUCAGCCUGCAGUGAGUUUAGUCUCACAUUAAAGAUUUACCGAGCUGCUGUGGAGAAGUUACUCUAAAGUGAUGGAGACUGUAUUUCCACUUUAUUCACACAUACGUUCUUACAUAUUUAGUUUGCGUUUCUCUGAUGUUGGUUAUUAUGUCUGUGGUAUAACUUUAAAUCACGACAUUUACUCUAGAAGAUGAAAUCCACUUAGUUAUACUUCCAUGGACAGUAAUGGUCUUGGGUCAAAAUUCCAGCACCGGCCCACUCAUUUAAAGCUAGUGUGACCUAGUUGCUACCACAGGGGUCUAAAAGGCUCAGUGAAAGGAUCCUGGGUUCAAAACCAGUUUAGAGACACAUCAAGACACUUAUAAUCAGGAUUUUUGAGUCAUCGUCACCAUUCAGCGUUGUCUCCUCAAGCACGAAUCAGAGGGAAAUGGCCCAGUAUGAGUGUUUGAUAAAACUACUAAUUUAUAAGAUCAGUCAGUUUAAACAGACUAAAAAACAAGAAAUCUGUAAAAAUCAAAAAGAAACUGUAUAUUUUCUAUAUCUGAAAACUCAGUAACAGGUUAUUUUUUUAAUCCAGAGCCAGAUGGAUUCAUAUCGCCUGCUUCGGUAUGAGAUGUCAACAAGGAAGCCUGACUGUAAACAAGAGAACAUCCUGCUGCAGCAGAGACACAACGCUGCUCCUGGCAUGGUUCUGGUCAGUAAAACCACUGCAGACUCUGAGGCAGCAGGCUCUGCUCUGUGCAGGUUUCUCUGACAUCCACUGGGUGGCAGCAGAAGUACUUACCUCAUGAAGGGAAAGGGUGAAAUGGGAGCGAGGUGUAUAAGACUUUGCAAGGUGUUGUAGAAGACAUUAGUCAUAAAAGCUCUGACAAGGCUGACAAUCAGUGAGGAAUGGUGCUUCUUAAAUACAAAGAAGCCCCGAAGGUUUAAAGCACAAAGUCAGAUUUGUGCAGGAAGGUGACAACCUCUGUGUCAGCCCAUUAAUUAAACAGAAAAUACCAGAAUCACAGUGACAUGAAGCUCUUUGUUUGCACUUAAUUUUGGACAAGGAGUUGGGUCGUGCUGCAGAAACAAAUAAUUAAUUCCUCUAUUGUGAAAUCUAAAAAUAACCAGCUGAUGCAUGUGAUUAAAAUCAUGACAGAACACCAAACCACUUCUCUGCAGCCUACGUCAAAACACAUGAGCUCAUUAAAUACCAUUGUUAAAAAUGCAGCUUUUGCACAAAUGUUUGACUGUUUUUUUGUCAAUGUUACAGAUGUACAUUAGAGCAAAGCUGCUGUUUGUGGGCUUCAUAUUCAGUGGUCACAGCUGCUCUGUCCGGGACCUUGAGAAUCAAAUCUCUAGAACCAGGGGGGACUACAGAUUAGGUCUGAGCCUCCCUCCGGACUUCAGGUUCAGGUACUGCCACUUCAAACACUGUGUGGAUAUGAUGUACUGUGAGAACCAUCUGUAUAUUAUAAAGUAUGACUGUAAAAAGUAUGAAUAUAUGUAUAAAUAUUUUCAAACCACUAGUGGUAAAGUGGUUUAUCAAAUACAUUUAUGACCAAAACAUGUAUUUAUUGUCCUUUCCUUGCAGUGGUUCACUGGAUACCUCUGCAGAAAAAGAUGAACACAGCUCACAAGAUUCCCCGCUAAAAGGGAGGCACGAUGUUGUUCUGACUGCUGCAGUGAAAAAUAAAAGGGUCAAUGUGAGGUGUGUGAGAUCUUACAGAUUCCUGAAACAUUAUUUGGUGGUUGACAAUAAUACAGUUACAUGUCCAAUCUAAUCCCAUGUCUCUUGUCUUCUCUCAUGGACAGAAAAUACGAUCAAGGCCUUCAAGGAUCACACCACAAAACAAAAACGAUCCAAUCUCUUCCUCAUGUUCCUGUUGUCAUGCACUGA